Kwoniella shivajii is the source of this 1257-nucleotide messenger RNA. RefSeq lists its product as uncharacterized. The coding region runs from base 1 to 1257 and encodes 418 amino acids. Gene Ontology annotation, biological process: mitochondrial tRNA threonylcarbamoyladenosine modification. Gene Ontology annotation, cellular component: mitochondrion. The transcript has 4 exons. The record is from RefSeq and is a predicted model, not a curated record. NCBI's taxonomy places the organism in Eukaryota, Fungi, Basidiomycota, Tremellomycetes, Tremellales, Cryptococcaceae.
AUGAUACCUUUUCGCCCUCGGCUCCGAUGCAGCUCACUCCACUGUGCGUCUCGUCGACUAUACUCUAUCUCAGCACCACCGACAUCAACCUCCAAACCAUUAUUAGUAUUGGGAAUUGAGUCUUCCGCAGAUGAUUCAUCCGCUUCCAUCGUCUCAUCUCAACGUGAGAUAUUAUCUCUAGUCACUAUCUCACAGCAUGAUCAAAACUCUCUACAUGGUGGAAUACAUCCUUUGUUAGCUCAAGCUUCACAUAAUAAGAAUAUACCAAUAGCUAUUUCAAGAUGUUUGAAUGAAGCUAAAGUUGAUAUAAGCGAGAUUGAUGCGAUAGCUUAUACGAGAGGUCCAGGAAUGAGAGGUUGUUUAUCAAUAGGUGAAAUGGCAGCUAAAGGCCUAGCGGCUGGUACGAAUAAAAGAUUAAUUGGAGUACAUCAUAUGCAAGCUCAUGCAUUGACACCACUUCUGACUGAACCUAUUCCGCCCAAAUUCCCAUUUUGGAUCUUACUCGUUUCGGGCGGACAUACGCAGCUAGUCUUGGCUGAAUCACAAGACAAAUUCAAGAUCCUAUUAGAUACAUUAGAUAGCAAAAUCGGAGACGUAUUCGAAAAAGCGGCUAGAUUGAUAAAGUUGCCUUAUUCAAUAACGAAAUCUCCAGGAGCGAUACUGGAGUCUUUUGCAUCUUUAUCACCUUUAUCACCUUAUGAUCAAAAUCCACUUAAACCAUUACCUAUACCUUUAACUACCAACGAGUCAGCACGUAUAAAAGCAUUCUCAUUUUCAGGUAUAUUAUCUUCUUUACAAAGACAGAUCAACCCCGAUCUUCGGUCUGGGCGUGAUCAAUCCAAACAAGAGAUAGAAGUAAGGCUUAGUGAAGCAGAUCAAAGAGAAUUCAGUAGGAUAUUCCAAAAUGCGACUAUUGGUCAUUUGGUUCUCAAAUUACAACAAGCUCUUACAGCUAAAGAUAACAGCACAAACAUGAACGAUUUGGGUGGAUUUGUAGUUUCCGGUGGAGUAGCAAGUAAUCUGUUCUUGAGAAAAAGUUUGAAAACGAUGUUAACCACAAUGAGUGAAAAUGAAGUCGGGGAUGGACAAGGAGUCAAGUUAUACUAUCCUCCCAUUUCAUUGUGUACAGACAACGCAGCAAUGAUAGCUUGGACUGGUCUCUUACGUCUACAAUCGGGAUUAUUCAGUGAUCCCUAUGGUUUACCUCUAAGACCCAAAUGGUCUUUGGAGGAUUUGUAUGAUGAUGUCGAGUCAUAA